Molecule: messenger RNA, 2015 nt
Organism: Aspergillus heteromorphus CBS 117.55
Lineage: Eukaryota; Fungi; Ascomycota; Eurotiomycetes; Eurotiales; Aspergillaceae
Product: putative MFS transporter
Exons: 12
Coding region: 343-1968 (541 amino acids)
Biological process (GO): transmembrane transport
Cellular component (GO): membrane
Molecular function (GO): transmembrane transporter activity
Source: RefSeq, a predicted model, not a curated record
UGCAGACAAGCCACAGUUGAGGUGAUUCGCUUCCGCGUCGGUCUUUUCGCGGUUUCGUCCGGGGUUGCGAUGAUGUUCUUCCCCACGGGGUUUCCCCAUCCGUGCAAGUAGUAUACGUGGACGGGAAAGGAGGGCGGAGGGAGAAGGGAGGCCUUCCCCCCCCAGCAUUCUAUUCUGCUCACUUGACUCGGGCUUUGUCCUACUUCAAAAGUGCUGAUGUAGCCAAGAGGGAUUCAUUUGAGACCGGGUAUCCUUCUUCUUCGCUUGAGAGCUGCUUGAGCUUGAGUCUCGUUGAGGCUAUCUACAUACAGCGUGAAGCAGACGCCCAACAGAAGGGAAACGAUGUCACACGAAGACGAAACAGACCACAGCAAGCGGGCACAAGAUGAGCAUAUUGAAUCUAUCGAGGCUGCACCCCAUCAGAACCCGGAGCCUCCAGAGUAUCCACAAGACAAAGCCCUUGAACUCAUUGCGGAUGCAGGACAAUCUACCACCCUCACAGCCGAGAAUAACGCCCGAGUCCUUCGAGAAAUUGAUCUGAGGUUGCUCCCUAUCCUCCUGGGGAUCUACUUCCUCCAGCAACUCGACAAGUCAACCCUUUCAUACGCGUCGGUCUUCGGUCUGGUCGAGAAAGCCCAUCUCCACGGGCAGGAAUACUCUUGGCUGGGAGCAGUUGUGUACCUGGUGCAACUAGUUGCACAGCCCUUUGUGGCCUACAUCUUAGUUAAAGUACCGCUAGGGAAGUUCCUCGCAUGUACGACCCUGUGCUGGGGCAUUGCCUUGACAUGCAUGACUCCGGCGAACAGCUUUGGAGGGUUGUUGGUCUGUCGGAUGGUUUUGGGUCUCUUUGAGGCUGGUAUCCCCCCUGCGUUCAUUGCAAUCACUCAAAUGUGGUACCGACGACUGGAGCAGCCUGUUCGGCUUGGCUCGUGGUAUGCUAUGAAUGGAGUGGUGAAUAUGUUUGGAAGUCUUAUCACCUAUGGGCUUGGUCAUAUCAAGUCUUCGGUCCUUGAGCCCUAUCAGAUUAUCUUCUUAUUCUUUGGACUCAUCACGAUUGUCUUUUCUGGUGCUAUUCUGUACUUCAUGCCCGAUUCGCCGGUCCAGGCCAAGUUCCUGCAGGAAGAAGACAAACUCCUGGCCAUUGAAAGACUUCGUAUGAACCAGCAAGGGCUUGAGACGCAUGAGUGGAAAUGGAACCACGUCAAGGAGGCAUGUUUUGACAUCAAGUCAUUCUUCUGGUUUGCCUUGAUGUUUUCGAUCUCGAUCCCCAGCGGCGGCAUUUCGACUUUUGGCUCACUAAUCAUCGAAUCAUUUGGGUUCGACCAGUUCCAGACGAUUCUGUUCAACAUCCCGUUUGGCGCGGUCCAACUCCUCGCAACAAUGGGAGGGGCAUGGCUGGCGACGACCCUGAAAAUGAAGGGGCCGGUCAUCGCUCUGCUGUGCUUGCCUGCUAUCGCGGGCUGUGUGAUGUUGCUGCGCAUUGCCCACGAUGGGCACCAUAAUGGUGCUUUGCUUGCAGGAUACUAUAUCGUCUCCGUAUACCCCGGAAUCACGCCUUUGAUAUACUCGUGGUCUGCCGGAAACACGGCCGGCGAGACGAAGAAGAAGGUCGUGAACGGCGUUGUCCUAGUCGGACAAUGUGCUGGAAACGUCCUCGGCUCCAACUUGUACACGACCAACGAAGCACCGCUUUACAGACGUGGCUUGCUCUCCAACCUGGCAAUGUUCUGCCUCCUCAUCAUGCUCUGCCUGAUGAACCUGGCAUACCUUUUCUUCCUCAACACGAAGCAUGAGAAGCAGCGAGCCCGACUGGGCAAGAGUGCGAAAAUUGUCGACCACUCGAUGCAAGCUGUCGGUGCUGUCCCCGUGGACAAGACCGACGCUGCGCCUCCGCAGACAUUGAGCGAGGAUAAUGCCUUCAAGGACCUGACGGACUGGAUGAAUGAGGACUUUGUUUAUGUUUACUAACUAGAGCUGGUAUGGCUUUAAUAGGAUGAGAUGAGGCGUAUUUGUUU